AUGGGUAGAGCUUACUUCCUAGAUAAGAUUAUGUUUAUAUUGAAGGGUGAAGAUGUCAACCGGACACUUGAAGGUGGGAGGAAGCCUCUGCACUACGCAGCAGACUGUGGACAGCUUGAGAUUCUGGAAUUUCUGCUAUUGAAAGGAGCUGAUAUUAAUGCUCCAGACAAACAUAAUAUCACACCACUCCUAUCAGCAGUCUAUGAGGGCCAUGUUUCCUGUGUGAAAUUGCUUCUGUCAAAG
Molecule: messenger RNA, 243 nt
Organism: Opisthocomus hoazin
Lineage: Eukaryota; Metazoa; Chordata; Aves; Opisthocomiformes; Opisthocomidae
Source: RefSeq, a predicted model, not a curated record